CACAUUCGCGAACAUAACGGCAGUGCUGGAUACCGAGAGGACGUCAUGGGGGAGCACACGGCGUUUCUGCUGUUACUGGUGGCGACCUUGACGCUUUCAUCCGAGGUUCCUUUGGAUGACUCCAUGGCUUUGCUAAUCGAGCCUCAGGUGGCCAUGUUCUGCGGGAAGCUCAACAUGCAUGUAAAUGUACAGAGUGGCAAAUGGGAGCCGGACCCCUCUGGCACCCAGAGCUGCAUUGGCACCAAAGAGGGCAUCCUGCAGUACUGCCAGCAGGUGUACCCUGAGGUGCAGAUCACCAAUGUGGUGGAAGCCAACCAGCCCGUCAGCAUUCACAACUGGUGCAAGAAGGGCCGCAAGCAAUGCCGCAGCCACACCCACAUCGUGGUGCCGUACCGCUGCCUGGUGGGGGAGUUUGUCAGUGACGCCCUGCUUGUUCCUGAUAAGUGUAAGUUCCUGCAUCAGGAGCGCAUGGACCAGUGUGAGAGCCACCUGCACUGGCACACCGUGGCCAAAGAGUCCUGCGGAGACCGCUCGAUGAAUCUCCAUGACUACGGGAUGCUGUUGCCGUGUGGAAUCGACCGCUUCCGAGGGGUCGAGUUUGUGUGCUGCCCCAUGGAGGGCGAACGGGAGUCGGACAGCAGUGAGCCAGAGGGGGAGGAGUCUGACGUGUGGUGGGGCAGGGCUGAGGCGGAAUACGCCGAUAACAGGUGGGGCUCACCUGAGCACGUCCAUCUCCGGCCGCUCACAGCCGCUGACGCACACACUGAACUGACCGCUCUGUCCCCCAGCAUGACGCGGCCAGCAGACACAGAGCCAGCCACCACAGAGGACGAUGAAGACGAGGAUGAAGAGACGGAGACUUUCGACAGGGACGAGGACGGAGAUGGGGACGAAGACGAUGACGAUGAAGAAGAAGAGGACGACGACGUGGUUGAAGAGCGGGACAGCGACGAACGGAGCGCUAGCAUCGCCAUGACAACCACCACCACCACCACCACUGAAUCUGUGGAGGAAGUCGUGCGGGCGGUUUGUUGGGCGCGUGCGGUCUCAGGCCCGUGUCACGACAUGCUGGAGCGCUGGUACUUCGUGCCUAAGAAGGGCCGCUGUGCUCCCUUCUUAUAUGGGGGCUGUGGGGGCAACAGGAAUAACUUUGAGUCGGAGGAAUACUGCCUAGCUGUCUGCAGCAGCUCGAUGCCCACAACGGCCCCCAGUCCCCCGGACGCCGGGGAUCAGUACCUCCCAUCUCCAGGAGACGAAAACGAGUACACCGAUUUCGAGAGAGCCAAAGAAAUCCUGGAGACCAAACACCGUGAAAAGAUGUCCGAGGUGAUGAGGGAGUGGGAAGAGGCUGAGAGACGGGCCAAGAAUCUUCCACGGGCUGACAGGAAGGCACUCAUCCAGCACUUCCAGGAGAGGGUGGAUGCUCUGGAGCAGGAGGCGGAAGGGGAGAGGCAGCAGCUGGUGGAGACGCACAUAGCCCGGGUGGAGGCUCUGCUCAACAGCCGUCGCCGUGUGGCUCUGGAGAAUUACCUCAACGCUCUACAGGCCAACCCCCCACGGCAGCCCCGUCAGGUGCUGACCCUGCUGAAGAAGUAUGUCCGUGCCGAGCUGAAGGACAGGGAGCACACGCUGAAACGCUACGAGCACGUCCACACGGUCAAUCCAAAGAAGGCCGCGCAGAGCCGACCUCAGGUUCUGACUCACCUUCGAGUGAUUGAAGAGAGGAUGAAUCAGUCGUUGGGGUUGCUCUUCAAGGUGCCCGUCGUGGCUAAUGCCAUCCAAAACCAAGUCGGGAUAAUUAUGCAGAGGGUUCAGUCGGAGCUAUCUAAGCAAGUCUCCUCCCUGCAGAGCGACGGGCGGGUGGACGGCAGGGUGAGUUACGGCAACGACGCCCUGAUGCCCGACCAGACCUACAGCUCCGCCCCCAUGGAGCCCGGCCUGGACGGGUUUGGCUUCAUUCACCCGGAGAGCUUCAACCAGCCGAACACUGAGAACCACGGUAGCUCUGGCUUCACAGAUCAGAACACACAGAGGUUUGGAUGGAGUUCAGUCCCGUUUUUCAUUGAACUUUUCGUCCCUCUAGUUGAGCCUGUUGAUGCGCGUCCAAAUCCAGACCGAGGACUGCCCACCCGACCCGUUUCCGCCCUGAAGCCAGAGGAGAUGCCAGAAGUGAGGAUGGAGACUGAAGAGAGGCAGAGCGCCGGUUAUGAAGUUUACCAUCAAAAGCUGGUGUUCUUCGCUGAGGACGUGGGGUCCAAUAAGGGUGCCAUUAUCGGGCUCAUGGUGGGAGGGGUCGUCAUAGCGACCGUCAUCGUCAUCACUUUGGUGAUGCUGAGGAAGAAACAGUACACAUCUAUUCACCACGGCGUGAUCGAGGUGGACGCCGCAGUGACCCCAGAGGAGCGCCAUCUGGCCAAGAUGCAGCAGAACGGCUACGAGAACCCAACUUACAAAUUCUUUGAGCAGAUGCAGAACUAAAGAACUCCUCCUCCAGCGUUUCCCCGGGAUGCAUCUUAGCCACAUUCACCCCCUCUUUCGGGUCUGUUCCAUCCUGGGUCCUUUGCCACAGACCCUUCAUCUGCAUCCCUCUUCCUGCUCAGGAGGCGGAGGCUGUGUAGAAGCUGUUUUUCCAUCUUCCAGGCUUUGCAUGUCGCAGUCAGGCGGGUUUUGGACAAAGGAAACUGGCAUGGAACAAAGCUUGUAAACCCUUUUGCCACAGUUAGAGAGAGCUACUUUCCUGUCAGCUGAUAAGACGUUGGUAUCCUGUUUCACUCGCACAUUUCAGCCAAUCACAGGUCUUCAUAGUGUUUGUGCUGGAAGAACUAUCCUGUUUAGAGACCAGAACCACAUGAGAAAGUGUCCCCCCCCACCUGCCCACUCACCUGCUCUCAGGUGAGAGAUGAAGGCUCCCAGAGCACCUUGCCACACGUUUGAAGUGUUUCGGGUUUGUUUUACUUUUAAAAAAAGAAAAGAAAAGGGUGGAAAAAAAGCUGAAAAAAUAUACGUCAACAAAAUAGAUAUUUAAUUUUUUUUUUAUGUGUAAGAUACAAAAAUACUAAGACAAAGACUAGUUGUAAGUAAAUGUAGUGCAUGGCAAUAUCGAUGACUGAUUAAAGUAUUCUAUAUGUGGAGCUCCUCCGGAGCGCUCCUCUAGAUAUUUUAGCAGGAUUGUACAUUUCUAGUGUCUUCUUUGUGACCUUGUGAUAUGAAGAAGAAAAAGAUUAUCCAGAAUCUGGUCUGCUUUGUUGUCACAGACUUGCUUUAACUGAAUCUUUGGCUCUGUCUGCUCAUGUCCACGCUUCACCGUUGUGUUAGCUGCAUGGGCAAACCGCUCCUUGCAUUCGUGAUCAUAUGAAGUGUAACAGUAUCCCAAAAGGAAGAUGAUUGUGUCACUUGUUUGCGUUCUAUGCACUUUUUAAUUUUUGAAGGCUGAUUACCACCAAAUAUCAUUAUUAUUAUUAUUCUUGCUGUUAAUUCUCAUGUCACUGCACUUUUUCUUUAAGAAAGCGUAUCAUUCCAGGUGUUGAUUGUAAAUAUUUGAAAGAUGGAGGUCUGGCUCUCAUGGCGAGUUUCAUUAUCGUGUGCUGUUCUUUAUUUUUAUCUAUCCAAAAAUCCCCCCCCAAGUUCAGCGUGUAUUUAAGAAACAGGACCAAUUGGGCCUAAAAAGAUUAGAAUCUCACAUUCCGUCACUAAAUCGCGUUCUAUUUUUCUACAUCUGCUGUGUAAACAUGUACAGUGCUUCUGUUUGUCCUGUGGUAAACGUCUCUUUGUCUGCAUAUAUCUGUUGUCUAGUCUGUCAGAGGAGGCAGCAAAGACCACGCAUCACCCACGGGAAAAACAUUCACCCCUCCAUGAGCUAUAACAUGAAUGUGAGCUGCUUUUUCUGCAUUAUUCUAGAAGUAUGACACAUAUCACCCCCACACGUGUACAGACACCAGCUGAAGCUCUUAAUCAGGUGAAUGUUUGAAGUUUGUAUUGAUGCUCACUCUGGCUGUCUUCGGAGCACAGCGACUGAAAAAUGUUUUCUCUCAUUGAUCCGCUGUACGCAAUCCAAUGGAGCAUUUGCUUAGAGUUAAGAAAAAGCUUUCUACACUCACCAUACCAUGAAUAAAAUUUUGAAUGUACAAAGAAGUGUC
This is a messenger RNA of Menidia menidia (Atlantic silverside), 4136 nucleotides long. NCBI's taxonomy places the organism in Eukaryota, Metazoa, Chordata, Actinopteri, Atheriniformes, Atherinopsidae. The record is from the annotation of a GenBank genome assembly.